CUGAAGGGUAACUCAACAUGGAGCAUUGCAUUAUUGUGUGAGCUCUAGUCGAUGACAUUUUCUCUCGGAUCAUCGUGGUUCACCCACAACUUCACUGUAAUGUGUCAGUAAUAACAAUAUAACUUUGCCUAAAGUUACUGCACAUAAAGUGUCCUUUAAAUCUGGGAUGAGGAACCCCAGACGCAUGUUAUAUGCAUUUUAACUGUCAUACAGGAAAUUGGUAAAUCUUGCAUUUUUAUUAAUUUACCUUAAGUAUUUAUAAGAAAAAGGGAACCUCUCACUAUUGGGGGUACCCUUUUUAAACCUUAUUUUAACAUAACUACUCUACACUACAUAAAUAACAUUUUCUGUUCUCCCUUGCAGAUCCUGUCAAACAAGUCACCUGUCCGAACAUAUACACCUGAUUUACCGAACCCAAAGGCACUUUUAAGAGCCAACCUAUCUAUCUAUCUGUCUGUCUAACUAUCUAUUUCUGUCUAACUCUCACAACCUCUCUGUAUACAGUACAUCUGUCUGUUUGUUUGUGUCCGUCUGUCUGUAUCUGUUUGCAUUGUAAUGGCCUCCAAACAUAAACUUGACUCACAGGAUCCCCACUACCAAGAGGGGAGACGUAUGGCUCUUAAACUGAAACUAGACCGUGUUCUAGCUGAAGCCAGGACAGCAGCUGUGGAGAGGAAACGUGCACGCUCUGUAGGAGACCCUCCACAGACCUCUAAAAGGGACUCUUUAGGACAUGGCAAGCCGAGGGGGAGGCAAGGAGGGCGACGCCAAGCUUCAGCUACAGUCACACACACCCCGGUUGAAUGCUCCCUUGCAUCCAGUGUGGAGGUUCCACUUACUGUGCCCUCAGCAGAGCUAAAUCCUCAAGAGCAAUUUGAAAAAAAUAUGGAGAGGCUCUCUGAUAUUUUGACAUCUUAUCCUGCUGCUGAGCCUCAGAAAAGCUCUGCAUCAUCAUGGUCUUUUCGGCAGCAGAAAGCCUCAGAGCGCUGGAAAGAAGCAAGACCAUACCACCUAAAAUGCCUUAUUGAAAAAGAGAGAAUCAUUUAUAUCUUGGACUCAGACCCGGUGGAUCAGACGCAGGAGGUUGAAGAUUUGGAUCUUCUGUAUGACAGUCUGGAGGUUUAUAACCAGAGCGACAGCGGGCCAGAGAUGGAGGAUAAUGAGCGUCUCCUGAGCACCCUAAACCCAAACUCCAGUAACGUAUCCGUUCACAGAAGAUCUACAUUCUGUAAGUGCAGUUUAAUAUGCUGA
Messenger RNA from Triplophysa rosa, 1251 nucleotides. RefSeq lists its product as uncharacterized. The transcript has 5 exons. Bases 556 to 1251 code for a protein of 231 amino acids. NCBI's taxonomy places the organism in Eukaryota, Metazoa, Chordata, Actinopteri, Cypriniformes, Nemacheilidae. The record is from RefSeq and is a predicted model, not a curated record.